CCAUCGUAAACAUGAUCAAUGCACAGAGGCCCCAGUGUGUGCAUGACUGGAAAGGAAGUGGCUCUGAAGUGACUCAACCGCACAGUGUUUCUGAGAGAUCGUGGCUGGGCAGUCCUACUUCACACCUAGACUGACUAACAGCGUUUAAAAACUCCUGCUCUCUGAUACUAAUUGGAAGUAAAAACUGCAAAUUGAAGCGACAUAUCAUACAUUAACAGUAAAUGAACGGACUUGCCCCAUCUGGAAGAAUGAGAUUCAUAGCAGUUGCUGUCAUACUUUGUGCUGGAUAUUUCUGUUCACCGGUCUUUGCCCAUCCUCGGGGAGAAUGGACAAAACUCAUCCUGACCCAACACUGGCCACAGACAUUUUGCAGUAUGGAACAUUGCAAAACAGAUUUGGGCAAUUGGACUCUGCAUGGAUUAUGGCCCAACACUGGCAUAAGGUGCAACACAUCCUGGCAUUUUAAUGCCAGUUUGAUUGAGGACAUUAUACCAGAAAUGGAGAGAGUCUGGCCAGAUCUGCUAGAACCUUCUUCCCCAAAAUUUUGGAAAUAUGAAUGGCAGAAACAUGGAACAUGUGCUGCACAAGCAGAGUCUCUGAACAGUGAGCAUAAAUACUUUAGCAAAGCUCUGGAGCUGUACCACAAGUUUGACCUUAAUAGUGUUUUAAGGAACAACAAAAUCGUGCCCUCUGAGAAGUACUACACACUUGAUGAUGUGGAGACAGUCCUUACCAAUUUCUACAAUGUGAAGCCAAAGAUUCAGUGUGUCCACCCAGGAAAGGGGGGCCAGGUUCAGAUUUUGGGCCAAAUAGAGAUCUGCGUUGACCGAGAUUUCCAGCUGAUGAAUUGUGAAAAGUCAACCGAAGAAAUCUGGAGCAAUGACAUGUCUGUCAGUGGCCAAUCAGCCCUCAGCGUGUGCGAUCAGUCCAUGCCAGUUUAUUACCCUCCAGUGCCAAGCAGAUCAUAGAGGUGGGCAACUUCAGACCUCUUCUGGGAGUGUGGAAUCACUGAGAAAGAGAGGACCAGAAUUCAUUUGAGAGUUCCUGUCUAGCAUUUGAAACACUGGAAAAUGAAAACCGCUGGAAAUGUUUUCUAUUUACACUAUCUUUUUAAGUAAUUGCACAUUAAAUUCCUUUAUUUUAAAUGAUAAUGCUGGAACAAUCGAGUGAAGAUUUAAGAGUGUCAGAUUCGCAGACUGCAUGCUGUAUUCCAUGGAUACUGGGUUCAUAUUUACAAUUUAUUGGUUUUACACAGUGUAUUUUGCUCAACUGUUGUCAUGUUUGUUUUUGGGUGAAUCUCACAAAAUUACAUCCAGAUCAAAUGAACCACAAAAUUUCAAGAAAAGAAAAAUUAGAAAUGAAGCAUGUAAUAGGAAUAUCAAGAUUUUUUAACUUUUUUUUUUAACAUUUUCAUAUUUUAAUUUUUGCAUCUGGAUGUUUUACUUUUCCAUUUUCUCCCAUUCACAUUAUUGUCAUUGAUUCCCAUUAUGAAAGUAGAUGAUGACCCUAAACUGCAUUUUUUGAAAAUCUACAUAAAUGACCAUCAACAAAUACUACCAUGUUGUAACCAUGUUAUUACUUGGCAAUAUAGAUGAUAUUACUGUUAUUUUCAAAAAUAAGAAUGAUAUUUUCAAAAAUAAGAAUGAUAUUUACCUAAAAGUAAGCCAAAUCUUCUGUAUUUUCUUAAGCAUAAUAUAAGUCUUUUCUUUAUUUUGAAAUAUGACCCAGUUGUGUUUUCGACAGGUUUUGUGUUAUUCACCACUUUUUUUUUUCUUUCUUUUUUUUUUACAGGUUACAAAAUAUUUUUAAAAAUGUUUUGUUGAAGAAGAACUUUUUGAAAUAUGCCCCAUGUGUUAGCUGUAAUAUUUUUCCCACUGUAUUUUUAAUCGGAUAAAUCUGAUAUUAGCUCUGCUUGGUAUUGAAAGAGUCCUUUUAGCCCUUAAUUUGCAAUGUUAAUGUGUAAAAUUUGUGGUAGUUUAGAGCUUUGGGCCUAAUGGCAGCAUGCAGUUGCAGAUAAUGCACAUUUAAGCUCCCGCCACUGGAGGGCAGCACAUGCAUUCUGG
Megalobrama amblycephala (Wuchang bream) is the source of this 2063-nucleotide messenger RNA. It is a transcript of the gene rnaset2, whose product is annotated as ribonuclease T2. Gene Ontology annotation, molecular function: RNA binding; ribonuclease T2 activity. NCBI's taxonomy places the organism in Eukaryota, Metazoa, Chordata, Actinopteri, Cypriniformes, Xenocyprididae. The transcript is spliced from 10 exons. Bases 222 to 968 code for a protein of 248 amino acids. Gene Ontology annotation, biological process: RNA catabolic process. Gene Ontology annotation, cellular component: extracellular region. The record is from RefSeq and is a predicted model, not a curated record.